AUGGAAGUAGGGUUCCCCGAUGAUAAACCGGGUGGUUUGAAUUUGUCCAAUCAAUCUCCUGUUUUAAAUCAUCCACUGGUUGUUUUCAGUGACGGUGGUUGCCGAGCUUACAUUCGACCACAAGGAGCUCCGGAGAACGAGAAACCGGAACUUUUAUGGCUAAACCUGAAAGAUUUCUUCAUGCUCAAAAAAGUGACCAAACAGUUGUUACUACACUAUGAUCAGCAGUUGGUGGCUUACGACAAUCCGGAAUACGAGAUCACAUUUCCCGGCUGGGGUGACACAGAGACGGUUAGCACAUUGGACCCUAGUGAGACAAUAUUCGGAAAAUAUUUUGACGACAUGGUUGAUGAUUUGAAAAAAGAUUCGUUCUUUGUAUCGAACAAGACUAUUCGUGGAGCUCCGUAUGACUUCAGAAGAGCACCUUACGACAAUGAGGCAUUCUUUGAUCGACUGAAACAACUGAUUGAAGAAACAUACCACAUCAACGGGAAGCGAAGAGUAAUACUUGUUGGCCACAGUAUGGGCUGUCUAUAUUCAGUCUUGUUCCUAAAGAAACAGACUGUGGAAUGGCAGAAACAGUAUGUGAAAGCGUUCGUAUCGAUUGCCGGUCCUUACGGUGACAAUUUCAAUGCUUUCUUCCGGAGACCUCUCGUUUUUCGUGAGUUGGAGCGAAGCUUCUCCUCUAUGUACUUGAUGCUACCGGAUCCCCGGUUGUGGUCGGAGAAUGAGACACUGGUUUUCACUCCGAAAAGAAACUACACAUCACGAGAUUACCAAAGUUUCUUUGACGAUAUCGGCUUUCCAUUUGGUUAUCAGCUGAUGAAACGGGCAGUUGAAGGAAUCGACUUUUUCCAGGGUCCGACCGGUGUGGAAGAGAUCUAUUGUGUGUACGGAACGUCUGUAUCAACUGGAGAACAACUGCUCUAUCGAGCACCCGGUUUAUUACGCCCUGCUUUCCCCGAUCAGGUUCCAAUAGAGAUAUUCGGCGACGGAGACGGAACGGUGAAUUUGCGAAGUGCUGAAAUUUGCCGCCAUUGGUCGAAUGUGAAGUUGAUAAAAAUUCCCAAUUCUGACCACCAAUACAUCUUGCACGAUCCGCGAACGUUGAAGUUGAUGCGGGAAGUGACGGGUUUCAACCCCACAAACAACCGCCAGUGA
Echinostoma caproni is the source of this 1161-nucleotide messenger RNA. The record is from the annotation of a GenBank genome assembly. NCBI's taxonomy places the organism in Eukaryota, Metazoa, Platyhelminthes, Trematoda, Plagiorchiida, Echinostomatidae.